AUGGCAGAACGGACAAUCAACGAGAUGUUUGCGACCUACGAAGGUGCGGUUCGAGGAAUUAAUGGUAUCAAGUUACAACUUAUGGGAGGCAGACCACUCCACGAACCAAGACCCCAGCUCAUCACCUACCUCCCCAACGACGUAAAUAGAUAUUGGGAGAUUGUCGAAGACAUAGAAGAACAUUUAGGUCGCUACAAAUUCAAUAACACUUCUCAACACAUGGACUUCGUCAAGGCCAUGAGAUGGUAUUACGAAGGUGGCAAAGAGGGCUUUCAGCUCAAAGCGAAAGAUAUCUACAAUGCCAUUGCUAUCUACGUCCCAGGAACUCGCGAGGAAAUAUCUCGGAUUAAAAAUGACGCGAGGAUGACCUUCGUGGUUCUCACGAAGAGAAAGCGGAUGAUUGAGGGCAUAGAACUGUGGUAUGAGAGUCAAAAUUAUCGACAACAGCUCAACCCAAAUCCUCAAGACGGUAGCAAGUCUCAACUAGAGUUACACGAGGAAAAAAUGAGGGCUCGUGAUGCUAAGGAUCUCGGCAUUCUGUAUCUUACCUUAUUGCAUGGUUUGAACGCUCUCAUUCACUCCAUGAUCUCCAUAAAAGAUCCAUACAAAUCUGCAUGGAACUUAAAAGCACUCAAUAUCAGAGGGCAGCUCAAGGAUCUUCACAUAACCCUAUCUGAAAAGUUAACGGAUUUGCAUAAAAUAUGCGAAAGAUGCGGAAUUGAGGAAGAAGGAUCAGAUGAGUUGAAGGAGUUCAAGCAAAUGAUAAGUAGAACAUUCAUCAAGGUGCUCAUACACAUUGAUUACUUUCUUAUAGAAAUCUCCGGCCCUUCAAUGUAUAGAGACACCAUUACAAAUUAUAUUCGGGAAAGAAAGUCGUUGAACUAUGUGUCUGAGAUGAAGUACUUGUAUGCAGAAGAAUCGGAAAGUUAUUACAGUGCGUGGGAACCACAAUUCUCUCGGCGCAUGAAUGCUAUAACAAAUGGCAUCAGAAUCGUAACUGCCGUUCUCUACAACGGAAAAUCGUUGCUUGGUAUAUCCUAG
Molecule: messenger RNA, 1041 nt
Organism: Botrytis fragariae
Lineage: Eukaryota; Fungi; Ascomycota; Leotiomycetes; Helotiales; Sclerotiniaceae
Exons: 2
Coding region: 1-1041 (346 amino acids)
Source: RefSeq, a predicted model, not a curated record